This is a messenger RNA of Paramuricea clavata, 8116 nucleotides long. The record is from the annotation of a GenBank genome assembly. NCBI's taxonomy places the organism in Eukaryota, Metazoa, Cnidaria, Anthozoa, Malacalcyonacea, Plexauridae.
AGAAAUCUGGAAUCGUGGAAUGGCCGUUUUACUUCCGCUAACAGAUAAUCACUUCCGGUAAGUCUACUAGUGUCCAUGCCAUGUCCUGCGCGGUUAGAAACCAGAAAUUGUCAAAUUUAUAUUGUAAAUUUGGUCGUGAAAAACGCUUGAAAUUAAAAGGUAGGUUUUUAUAUGGCCCUAAAUUGGUUGUAUGGUGUUUUUAUAUUAUUUAUUAGGUGUAUUCCCUGUUAUAAUACAUUUUUGCAAUAUUUAUUGCCAGUUUUUUAAUCGCCCCUGAUUUACACUAUAUUAAAAAUAAUAUAUAUAUAUUAUAUAUAUAUAAAAUGGCAUGUCGAUCAUUCGAUCAAGAAUCCACUUAUAUAAUAUGGAGAUCCUUGUGCAAGUAUUCUUGCUUCAAGAGAGAUUUUGGUUACUCUCAAUAUCACUGAGAAACAGAUAUUCUCAUGUAAUGAUGUGUAUAAUAAUAUGUCAGUUCAAUGUUUAUGUUUGCAAUGUGCUCAGCCAAUCAGCAGUUAGGACACCAUUUGUUACAUAUUAGUUUCUCAUCCAGGGCUGUCCCCAAAGUUGAUGCAGGCGGGCGGCCAUUACCAUUAUGCCACUAUGUAGAUUGAGUGCCACCUUUGUGCAUGCUUGUACAAUUUUCUGUUUAAUUAAAAUUUUCAUUAAUUUCCUGUACGAUAUUAAAAUGUAAAGCAAUGUGUUGCUAUUUGAGCUUCAAUUAAUAUUAAAAUGUAAAGUGUCUACGGUAGGAAAGAAAUGGUAUUUUGAAAAGGAGUGUGUAAAAUUUGGUUUGUGACAGUUGUAAUGCUCUUUUUUGUAUUUUAAUAGUCAAAAUUGUAAUAAUGGCCAUCGAGGCGGCUGCCUAAAAAAGCCAUGCAGGCAGGGCAUGAGAAACUAAUAUGCAACAUGGGUGGAUUUACUGCCCCCCCCCAUAGAAUCUCUCUAACCCCUCUUAUAAAGUAUUCAACCCCACCAAAAUUUCACUUCACCCCUCCCACUGUAUUUUGUGUGAAAGUUUUAACAUGUAUAGUAACCCUAACCCCUGCCGAAGCUCGUUCAGUGGUGCCGCAGCUGCUUGCACCCCACUAGACAUUUUUCCAUCCCUCCUUUUAAAAAAAUGAAAAUCUGCCCUUGAUAUUUAUAGAGCCUUGUUGUCAUGUGACAUUAGUUAAAGUCCAAUGUUUCAAACAGGAUAGGUUCUAUAGCCAAGUUGGUGUACUUUCCGGAAGUGUACAUUGUGAAUAAACCAACUUGUUAUGAAUCUGAUUAAAUUAAAUUAGUAUAAUCAUAUUUUCUUAGGUUAGAACCAUGGCAUCUGAUGGAAAACAUGAGUCUACUGAUGAAAGAAGAGGCAGUAACCCUCCUGACUUUUCUGAUCAAGAACAAGAGUUAGCUCGAAAUGCUCUCACAGAAUUUGAAUCGGCUCGUUACGACACUUGCCUCGGUUCCUUGUCAAAGCUUGAGGACCUACGACCGAAGGAUGCCAAAGUUGCGCAUAACAAGGCUGUAGCAGAAUUUUAUAAAUCUGGAUGUGAAAAAACUGAGGACCUUUUGAAAACUCUAAAUAGUGUCAAAAAGAAGGUAUCUAAUUAUCAAGCCCUUUACAAUCAUUUGGAGGUGCCGAUGUAGGGUCUUGCACCAUUGGCACGUGAUACUUCUAUCUUCUAUGUUAUUUGUGGGGACACUGAUAAACCUUUUUUUCUGGUUUUUUUUUCAGCCCCUUUACAUUAUUUUUUGACAACACACUUUUAUGUUGGGCAAAACGAAUACAUUAACCCCCAAUGUGAUUCCGGUUUCAUAUUCUGAAAAACAUAGGGUACCUGUAGGUUAAACUUAUUUGUAGCACAUAUCACUGACAUAUAUAGAUCAGUGGUUGGGAAAGAGAUCGGCUGUGGUGCAUGAUGGGAAGGUGAAGCAAUUCUCCCCACACCUUCAAUCAAUUCAUUGCACCCCCCCAAUUCACAUAAAGCAACUGGGGACAAAGCAGUUACUUAACUUAAUCAUACAUUUACUAGCUAAUUAUCUUUCUUUUACUAGAUGAAUCACAAAAGUUCAGAUACAGAGGCUGAAACUUCUGAUGUGGAGAAAGCCGUUUUACUUUAUAAUAAAGCUGUUUACUGUUUUUAUGUAUGUAUUUUUGAUUGAUGUAUCACACAACAUUUUUCAGUUUAUAAGCAAGCAUUACAUAGUAGCUGACAGUGGUCAUCUGAUGAGAGCAAGGGAAUUAGUUUAUGUUCCCUCAAUUCUGUGUCUUUGCUACCAAACGCAAGACAUAAUGAAAAGAUUGGUGCCUCGCUCUGAUGACUACCAUCUGCUUGCACAAUAGUGCUUGAUGAUAUCCACUCAUUUCUGUUUAAAUGAAAACAUUAUUAGAAGAGAAACCUAGCUGUAGCUGUUUUAUUUGUUUUAAAUUUAGGUCAAAAAAUAUGUUGAAGCAUUGGCAAAUUUAGAAAGACUUUCUAAAAUAGUUGAAUCUCUUGGUAAGUUAAUGCAAUUGCAAUAGAAGUUUUAUCCCUCUCUGGUUGUUUAAACACUUAUUACAGCUAAGAAUUAUAUGGCCACUAUAAACUAGACUAUGAUUGUCUAUUUUACUUGCCACAGUAGUUUUGACUCGUACCUGUAUGUUGCAUUAUGUUUCUUCAGAUAAAAAUCUUGCCCAAAAUGUAUGUUUUCUUCUUGUGGAAGUUUGCUUGAUAACUUACCAGGUAAAAUGCCAUUUGAUAAAGUUGGAAUAGAACUUUCUUAUGACCUUGCCUAUUUCUUCAACCUGAUACUCGGGGUUUCGGGGGUAGCGGAAGUGACUACCCUGAGUAUCAGGUUGCUAUUUCUUCUACAAAAUAUUUUUUCUGCACAUAUUUCAGACAGAAAAGGCUACAGCAGUUUUGAAUUCACUCGAGAAACUUUUGUAUGACCCAGCAAAACAAUCAUCUGAGGUAAUAAUAUUCUGGAGUUUACAGCUUACAGUACAUAAGACAAUAUUGUACUAGUAUACAGUAUGCCUAAGCCUUCUCAGCUCUGAUGGAGUGGCCUGCUUUGUUUCUUUGAACAAAGAUCAUUGUCUUUAAAAAUGCGCUGUUACAUAUCUGUUGUCACAGAUCUGCAAACAAGUUGCAACAAGGUUGUUGUCAAGCUGAUACCAGGAUGUGUUUGUACUGCUUGUUACCAGUUGUUCCAACAAGUUGUUCAUACCAAGUUCCUAAGAGCUUGUUGUCAUCAACUUGUUAACAAUUUGUUAUGUGCAGACAAUAUCAUGCAGACUUGAUGGAACAACUUGUUGCAAGUUGUUGGCCUCAUUAUAACCUUGUUACAAGAUGAUAACAACUUGUUCCAGACUUGUCAACAACUGGGAACAAGCCGUGCGAACAUAUCUUGUUGACAAGCUUUGAGAUUUUUGCGCAUGUAGAUGUCUUCAUGCUAACUUGACUAAAUCUUCAUUUAUCAGUAUCCUUUUCUCUAACAGUAACUUCAGUAUCUUCAAGUUUCUAUUUACCAUAUCUGUCCAUCUCAUCUUUCGUCUCCCAACUACAGAUUUGUCAUAAUUCUAUGUCUGUACUGAAUAUAUCUUCUAUGGUUCACACUCAAACCAUUGCAUUCCUGCUUUUCUUAACUUCCCUUCAAGCAAUAAGUUAUUGCCAUAUAUACAACCUUGAAUACAAGGAACUUUACAGGCAAUUGCCACUUAAUCAUAAACUCCGGCCAUGUUGUUGAUUUCCAACCAACUUUGGGUUUUCUUAAGAACUGUAAUGAAGAUGGAACGAAAAAGCCAGAGAGUGAUAUACCAAAACCAGAUGAUCAACAGAAACUAAGAUUACACAAGGUUAGUGAAGUGAUGGAUUCGAUCUAUUUCAUACACUAUGUGUACUGCAUAAAAUACGGAUGGUUAUCCGUAAGACUGUAAACAACAAAGUGAAGCUGAUAAUUUAUUAUCUUCCUUUAGUACAGGGCAAGGGUUCACUUGCUUCAGAAAUCUAUCAAAGCUUGCAAGAAAGAAAUCAAGACGAUCAUGAAUGUAAAUAACAUGGUAUGACCUUCAUUGUACUGUAUUUCUUAGAGUUCACGUACAGUAGCCUUGACAAGUAACUUGCGUGUGCGAAUUAUUUUGCCAAAAACCGUUCUGUGGCUUUGUUUAAUUAAGGGUGCAAAUAUCUCAUGAACAUGUUUUGACUCAAUAUAAUGCAAAUUUUCUCAAGUAUGGAAAAAAAUAUUUGUCAUUCUUUUUUCUUCCAAAAUUUAAUAUCAGCCGAGGUAGUCAAUGCCACCUUAUACUUACAGAAUACUCCAACACUAUCAGUUUAUAAUACCAUGUAUUCUCUUCUUGAGAAAAUCAAUGUUAAAGGUACCGACGUUUAUGCUAGAUUUAGUAGAUUUGGUGAACAAACCUGACUAGCCUUGUUUUGGUGCUUUUUUUUCCACAUUUCGUAAAACAAUGUAAAAUUGUGGUAGCUAGUUUUUUAACCUUAUAUUUCCUCCUCUUUAUUUGCAUAUUCAGUAAAUAAAGGACAUGAAAUUUUAACCUUUUUUCCUUUGCAGGACACAGAAGGACUUUUCAUAAAAAGUAACUUCGAGUAUGUUCGUCAUAAUGAACGAAAAGCUGUGAAAAUUCUCAACAGUGCCUCGAAAGACAACCAAGUUUUAAAGACAGGCGAAUCAGUGUCUGCAAUGUACUACAAUAAUCUGGGAUGCCUCCAUUUUCAAAUGCAGAAAUUCAACUUAGCAUCGUUUUAUUUCUGUCGUGCUAUUGCUGAGAAUGAGAAAGCACUUGCUUUGAUUGCGUCAGUCGACAAAAGUGAGUAAUUUACUGUAUACAACUAAGACCCCGUUCACACGUUACCGGCAGAGUUUGAAAACGGUACGAAAUUCUUACGUUUAGAGGUUGCGUUCACACGCGAUGCCGGUAUGAAAAAAUGUGAAACCGUAACGUUAACCGUAAGAGUUUGAAAACGGUAUGCAAACCUAAGAGUUUGAAAAUAGAACGAAAUUCUACCGUCAGAGUGCCGUGUGAAUGCCUAACCGUAAGAAUUUCAUUACGGUUAUGCAAAAUGAAAUUAGCAAAACUGCAAAAGUUGUUGUUGGAUAUUUUAUUCUGUCUAUUUUAACUGAUUUGUGCAGCAUAUUGUCAAAGCGAAAUAUAAUCUGCCGUUAUCGUGUGAACAGUUGAAACCGUGAUGAUUUUCUACACACGUAAAAAUCUCACAACCUGUCAACAAGAUGUGUUCGCAACAGGCCUGGAGCAAGCUUGUCAACAAGUUGUGACAAUGUUGUUAUUUCAUCAAGUUGCUACAAGGUUGUCAUUCACAACUUGUUGACAAAUUAUUGAAUUGCAGGACGAUAACAAGUUGUUCAAACCUCUUGUAACAAGUCUGUUGAGCUGAACAACCUUGUAGCAAGUUGCCAACAAGCCGUUGACAACUUGUCAACAAGCUGGGAACAAGCAGUGCGAACACAUCCUGUUGACAAGUUGUUGGAGUAGCGUUGCUGCAAGUCUGCCGCAGGUUUGUUACAACUUGUGCGUUUUUACGUGUGUACCGUCAGAAUUCCAUGCCGGUAUCGUGUGAACGGGCUCUAUAAGUCCCUUCUUGCUACAGGCGAAACUGAAGUACCUGGGUAGUGGGUACUGCGAUUAUACGGUUAGCAUUUCCAUAGCGCAUAUUUACAUUAGGAUAUGAUCAAAUGUGCUUUACAUUUAACAGUUAUUCUACGAACUCGAGUCGAAUAUGAGCUGAUAGUCAUAUUCGACGAGAGUGAGUGGAAUAACUGUUUUAUUAUAUACACAAGGUCUGAAUUCACAGACUUUGCUUUUCGGAUAUUUUCAAUAUUUUUCUAUUUUGUUUAUCUUUUUAUCUUAUAACCCCAUAAGAGUAUAUCUAAACGAUAAACUGAUCAAUUUCACAACCAAAUAUAGAUAUCUUGGAGUAUUGGUGGACCAGAAUGUAAACCUGAAAGAACAUUUUGGUCAGGCUUUUAGGAAAGCAUCUGGCAGGUUAAGGUUGCUUAAGAAAAUACGAUCUUCUCUAACUAUGGACGCUGCUGAAUCUAUAUACAAAUGCAUGAUAAUGCCACUACUAACAUAUUCCAGCGUUGUUACUCUAAACUUGAAUGCCACCCAAACUUCACGAAUUGAAAAUCUCCAGGAUCGAGCUUCUAGAGUAAUAAAAUCAAGUGAAUCGGCAGAUCUAAGACUACCUGACCUGAUGAGCUUUGCAAAGCUGCAAACGUGUUCCCUGGUGAAACAAUGCAUGGACAGGAAUGUGUGUAGUAACUUUCACAGUUAUUUUAAACGGUUACAACAUGUAAAGAACACAAGGAACAACGGAAUAAGUGUCAGGAUUCCCAAAAUACGCUUGGAAUCCACAAAGCAUGCCUUUUAUUAUAAUGGAGCAAUUGAAUUCAACAAAUUGCCCAAAGAUAUUAGAGAAAUUGACAGUUUUAUGCUUUUUAAACGAAAACUUAAAGAGAACCUUAGUUCAUUAUAAUCCUUUACAGAAUUGACUGCAGUUAGAUUUUUAAUAUUUUUAAUAUAUUGACUUUUUAUACUCAUAAUUUUUAGUAGUUUUAGGUAAACAGGACAUGCGUUGAUAGCAGUGUAUAGUCACUGAAGCAUUUUUUUAUCCUGUGUAAAUAUUUUUUAAUAAUAAUAAUAAUUGCUCUUUCGGCCGAUUAUUUCUUCAAAAAUAUAUAUUUUUAACCAUUUUAAAUUUUAAAAAUUCAUUUGCUGACCUGUGAACAAUUUGUGGGAGUUUUUCAUUGUGUUUUUAAUCCUGUAAAGGCUAUAAAAAGCGAACAACUUGCUGUUUUCUCGUUCGCAAAAAUCGGAAAUUCAGUUUGAGCCGCCAUUUUGUUUUUCUCUACUAGUAGGAUAUGGGAAGAGGCUAUUUCGCUGGCCUCAGAGUGACAAAACGUAACAAAGCAACGGUUUUACUAACACUAACUCUAUUCGGUCCAAACACCAACUCUAACCCCAACCCUAAUCCUUACCCUAACCUAACCCUACUCCAAGUUUGUUUCUAAACCAAUCUUGAAGAAAAUUUUUUUGACGAAAUGUCAUUCUGAGGUUAGCGAAAUAACUUUUUCCUAGGAUAUGAGCUAAUAUCCUGCUAGUAGAGAACCAAUCAGAUUGAAGAAUACCUCAUAUCCAGACCUUGUGUACAUAAUAAUACUUUUUAUUAUAUACACAAGGUCUGGAUAUGAGGUAUUCUGCAAUCUGAUUGGUUCUCUACUAGCAGGAUAUUAGCUCAUAUCCUGCUAGUAGAGAAAAACAAAAUGGCGGCUCAAACUGAAUUUCCGAUUUUUGCGAACGAGAAAACGGCAAGUUGUUCGCUUUUUAUAGCCUUUACAGGAUUAAAAACACAAUGAAAAAACUCCCACAAAUUGUUUACAGGUUAGCAAAUGAAUUUUUAAAAUUUAAAAUGGUUAAAAAUAUAUAUUUUUGAAGAAAUAAUCGGCCGAAAAAUAUUGAAAAUAUCCGAAAAGCAAAGUCUGUGAAUUCAGACCUUGUGUAUAUAAUAAAACAGUUAUUCCACUCACUCUCGUCGAAUAUGAGCGAUAGUCGAUUCGGCGUAGCCUGCGUAGCAGGCGGUAUUCGCGGGCACGAGAGAAUGGGAAGCUAUUGAAGCUCUUUCACGACCUCUAGGCAGAACAGUUUAGAACUGAUAGAAGUAUUAAAUAGAUUUAGUUUAGGUUUCCUACUGUACUGUAGUAAUACUGCUCACUCGUACCCAGUCGUCAAUGUGUACAUAUAUAGAUCAGUGACUGAGGAGUGUGAUUGAUCUUUCCCAUCAUGCACUAUUAUUUUUUUCAAUCCUCAUUCAGGGACUGGGUACGAGUCAGGUAACACUGGGGCACGCCAAAGAAUAGACUCGGCAUUCUUUUCUUUUUCCAAGGUAAUCCAUUAAACAACAGACCACUGUGUACAUUAUCUUUGAAUUGUCGCUAUCAUUUACUGUACAAUCUUGGUGUACAAAUGCUACAUGACGGUCGACCAUUGGUUGCUUUUGAUUGUCUUAUUGAGUCCGUUCAAGUUUAUCAGUCCAAUCCAAGACUAUGGCUACGUCUAGCUGAAUGUUGUAUUAUGGCUCAUCAAAUGGUAAGAGAUAUUGCUUUGGUAGCAAAAGGGUAA